Molecule: messenger RNA, 2722 nt
Organism: Trichoplusia ni (cabbage looper)
Lineage: Eukaryota; Metazoa; Arthropoda; Insecta; Lepidoptera; Noctuidae
Product: sec1 family domain-containing protein 2-like
Exons: 9
Coding region: 168-2129 (653 amino acids)
Biological process (GO): vesicle-mediated transport; intracellular protein transport
Source: RefSeq, a predicted model, not a curated record
UUUAAGAUACAAUGUGUAAAUCUUAGCCAAACGAUCGAUUAAAGACUAUAAUUGGCAAUAUGGCAAUUGGUUUACUAGCGAAAGAAAAUACUAACAUAUCAUUACAUUGGUAGUUUGUAAAUGAGUAGUUACCCAUUGACGAUGAAGGAAUAAUUUCAAGUUACAAAAUGUCGAGUUCUUCAGUAAAAGAGUUUGGGAAAGCCUGGUGGUCAGAAGUAUACAAUAGAAUCAUAGGAGCUGUGGUGUUCCUUGACGAUGCUAGUGCUGAAUGCUUGCACUGGGACGGUGGUCUGUUUAACUUGCUGUCUGGCGGAGCUGUAGCCGUAAAGAGUUUAUCACCAUUUGAGUUUUGCUCGAAAGAUAAUAAGAAGGCAGUGUUUAUUACUCAAGCAUCGUCGACUCAACUGAAAACAAUCCGUGAGAUUAUACGACACAGUGACCUGACACACUGCAUCCUGGUGUCGUGCGUCAGUUUAGAUGUGGUUUACUUGGAGAUAAAUGAUGGGAAAGAUGUGGGUGAUGCUGUGUCGUCUGGCAGAGGGCCAGCUGAGGCAACCAAGCAGCUUGAGAGUAUGCUGGUAGAGUGGAUAGGGAAAAGGCAAUGUGCAGUAGAAGUAGUCCACAUACCAGUGUUCACAAUAUCUCUAACAAAUGUAGUAUUUGUUACACCUCCAUAUAAUCACAUUUACCCCUUAUUUGAGGGUAAGUUAAUGCCACAGUCUCCCUCAGUGGACUUGUACAGUCUGUCAAACAAUGAGAGGUCUGAAGCAAGGAGGUUGGCUAGCGCAUUAAACAGUAUGUUGGACUCCAUGAAUUUGAAAGAGGAUAUAUAUUAUGUGGGAGCAUAUAGUUCAUUAUUAGCUGGCAUUUUGGAGAAUUCGCCUGUUUGCUUGGCAAGGAGAAAGAAUUGUUUGCACCCAGCCUCACUUAUCAUAGUGGAUCGGACUCUAGAUGUGUGUGGUGUCACCAGUCACUCUACAGAGUCAGUGCUGGACAAGAUUGCAGCGACCCUGCCAAAGUUCCCGGGACAUUCCACUGAAGUUGCCGUUGAUAUAUCUCCUCUAUGCAAGGCUACUGCUGUAAAUCACACAGAGGACAUACAGCUAAGUCCAGGGUGCCUGUACCACGCUAACGACGACGGUUGCGUCCAAACGUACGAAUACAUGAUCAACAAAUCCCACAAAGAGGUCAUGUUCGAUUUAUACAACAAGCUGUCGAAGAUAGACGUGCAGAAGUCACCAAGCCCUAAGAGUUUGUUGAAGGUGACACCGCAGAGUGUGGAGAAAAUCGUUACGGCGUCUAAAGGUAAUUACGAUAUCAUUAGCAAGCACUUGGGCGUGCUUCAGCAAGCGCUAGCAGUUGUCCAGACUAUGAAAUCCCCGCGGCGCGCUCAGCAAGAACUGCUUAUGAGCUUGGAGAAGCAGGUACUUCAGAACCUUGCCGCCAGUCGGGAUUCCACUAGUGUGUUGCAUCAGAUCUGUCAUCUAAUCAAGACUCGUAAAGACCGCAACCUCCCACUCGACAGCCUUCUUGCACUCAUAACACACGUAUACUCCUUAGUAGGAACAGAAGUUUCGUUUUCAAAGCAACAUGAAGACAACCUUACUGAAACGUUGAGUGUAGCGAUAUUUGAAGACCACCGGAGUUUGUUGAGGAAUGAGGUCGGAACUGUAGUUUCCCCUGAAGAAUGUGAGGAAAUAUCGAAAGGAAUAAUGGCACAGUUGAAGGAUAUUACUCAGAUGAGGAAAUCACUGACGAAAUACACUUCGGUAUUGAAACCGUGUGAGACGGGCGUUGGGCACGAAUACCGCGGCGUACUGCAGCAAAUGGUGGAUGAUCUGGUUGAUACCGAGAGACCUGAGCUGGUUGACUUGAAACAUAAGAACGAAGGUAUCAAGGAUCUGCUACGGAGCGGCCUCAACAUAUUAACCAGCAAGAAAUCGCGGAGUACAAAACACCCACUGGACAACUCGACUAUAAUCAUCUUCGUCGUCGGCGGCAUAACAGCAGAGGAGUGCAAACGUUUAAAUCGCAGCGUGAUUACAAGUGGCAUUGAUAAUACUGUUUUAAUCGGUUCGACGAAGCUCGUAACUCCUGUCGAGGCUAUGAGGGAUGUUGUAUCAUUAUAGCGGUCCGUUAGUACUUGGACGAAAGCCGUCGGCACUUCAGAAAACCGUUGGGCCCAAAGACUACUUAGGCGAUAUAACGGCAAACGCAAUGCCGUUGUCAACUAAAAUAACUUUAUAGUUUAAUUGCUCAUUCGAAUUUUAAAAUGCGUAGUUGUACUUUUUUUAAUCGAACAUGAUAAUGCAUUUAGAAACAGCUGUCUAUUUAACCAUAAAUGUUAUAGACCAUUUCAUUAUGGCAGGUGCGGAGAAUGCAAGAUAAACUUAUUUAUAGUCGGCAUGUAAUUAUAAUUUUAUUUAUAUAAAUUAUAUUUGAUUGUACCUAUAAGGGUGGUAGGUUAAAUUUUAAUUCCAAAAAAUAUAUUUGUAUUAAGUAUUUGUAAUUAAUUUCAAGGGAUUAUUCAUGUAAAAUAAUACAUUAUUUAUAAAAUACAUUGCUUUCUUCAAUUAGGUGCUAUGAUAUUAUUUGUAAUUUUGUAUUUUGUUUUAUUUUCUUUGAUCUAUGUAUGUCUAAUGUAUCUUUAUUGAUGUUAGUUAUAGGUAUAAGCAUAGCGCAAUGCAAUUACAAUGCAAAGUAAUAUACACUUUUUCUUGGA